UUGUCGCAAGCGUGAACACAAAUAAAAAAACGAGUAUGCAUUCGUUCGCUCGGAAAAGAGGAAGAGGGGAGAGUCUUGGCGGGUGAAUUCAACACUGUGAUAUUUGUGAACGUUUUGUUGACGCUCCCUUGGCCGCCACCAAGAGCGGUGGCGACGCGCCGUCAGUGCAACACCAUCGCUUGAAUGACAACGCACAAGGCAGACGCACAGCGGAAAUUUCUUAUGAAUUUUACAUCGGCGGUUGGUUCUGUAAAACAAGUCAUCCUGGGAUUACCGAAGUAGCGGAAUUUUGUGGAGUUGCUGUCUCUGAAUCGGAGCAAUGCCAGAAUAAUGAAGAGAUGACCGUCCGUGGUGACCGCUUGUACUGCUGAGCUGUGGGCUGGCGGUAGAUGAGGCCGUCGUCAUGCCCCCUGGGAAGUAUGGGAUGGAGGAGGAGUGGGAGGCGGAGGGGAACGCUGACAUCAUGGUGGACUUCCUGCUCCCGACCGGCAUCUUCCUGGAGUUCCCGGUGUCUCGCAAUGACACCAUCGCCGACAUCAAGAAGUUGGUGUGGAGGAGAGCCAGCAGCGAGCCCCUGUUCAACGCGCUGGGCGACCCCGCCUCCUACGUCUUCGUGUGCAUCAGCUCAGCGGCGGAGCGCCUGGAGCUGGAGGCGGAGCACCGGCGCCUGGCCGACGUGCGGCCCUUCGCCUGCUUCCUGCAGCUGGUGGCCCGCGAGGGGGACCGUGCCGAGAAGCUGGCCAACGCCCAGAUCAGCCUGCUCAUCGGGAAAGGCAUCAACGAGUUCGAGGCGCAGAAGAACCACGAGGUGAGCGAGUUCCGCGCGCGGCUGCGGGCGUUCUGCGAGGAGAAGGCUCUGCAGCAGCAGGCGCUGCCCUGGUUCCAGUGGAUGGAGUGUAACUUCCCCUGCGACCUGGAGCCCUGCCGCGCGCUGCCCUCCCGCGGGGGCGGGGCCAAGGCCCCCAAGAAGAUCUUCAUCAACAUCCAGUUCGAGGGCAGCGACGAGAGCUUCAUGCUCCAGCAGGACCCCCAGGAGCCCCCCCUCGCCCUGAUCCGCAGCGCGCUGAAGAAGAAGGCCACGGUGUUCCGCUGGGUGCGGCAGGAGGCCGAGGACUACACCCUGAGGGUCAACGGGCGCUGGGACUUCCUCUACGGGGACCACCCCAUGUGCCAGUUCAAGUACAUCUUCUCGUGCCUGCGGGACGGCCAGAACCCCCAGCUGACCAUGGUGUACCACAGCACCAUCAGGGCCUACCAGGAGGACCAGGGCAGCGCCUGGAGGCAGGGCUCCAAGAGCUCCACCUCAGCCUCGAAACCCCCCCCGCUGCCCCUGAAGAAGCAGAACACCACGCUGCUGUGGACCAUCAGCGAGCCGCUGUGCAUCCACCUGCUGCAGGGCAGCCGGGUCAACGCCGACGAAGGCAUGAAGGUGGGCGGGGCCUCUGGCGCCUUCACACUGCGCCGCUCAAUGAGACGCCGCCGCCUGUUGUUUACAAACGCCUCGGAGGGUCAUGUGACCCGACCGCACGUUUCCCAUAAUUCUUCUAGGCGUGUCCCCCCCACCCUGUGUCCCUUGUCCAACAAACGCAUCGGCCACUUCCUCUUCUGGCAUCUCAGGUCGGAGAUGCACGUGUCCUCGGUGAGCCUGCGGUUCGGUCUGAUCCUGGAGGCCUACUGCAGGGGCAACAUCCACCACAUCAGGAGCCUCACCAAGCAGAACGAGGCCCUGGGGAAGCUGAAGGCCCUGAGCGACAUCGUGAAGUCGGGCUCCCAGAAGAUGAGCGCCGACGACCUGAAGCUGUGCAUCAAGCAGGACUCGUACAUGGAGGCGCUGUCGGACCUGCUGUCCCCCCUCAACCCCAGCAUCAUCCUCUCAGAGAUCUGUGUGGAGAAGUGCAAGUACAUGGACUCCAAGAUGAAGCCUCUCUGGUUGAUGUACAAAAACCAGUGGGUACCCGGAGACCUGAUGGGCAUCAUCUUCAAGAACGGAGACGAUCUCCGUCAGGACAUGCUGACCCUGCAGAUGAUCCAGCUCAUGGAGAACCUAUGGAAGAAAGAGGGUCUGGAUCUUAGGAUGAUCCCGUACGGCUGUCUGUCCACGGGGAACAAGAUGGGUCUGAUCGAGGUGGUGAAGAACUCGGACACCAUCGCCAACAUCCAGCGGGACAACAGCAACAGCGCGGCCACGGCGGCCUUCAACAAGGACGCCCUCCUCAACUGGCUCAAGUCCAAGAACCCCGAGCAUAAGCUGGAACAGGCGAUCGAGGAGUUCACGCUGUCCUGCGCUGGCUACUGCGUGGCCACGUACGUCCUGGGCAUCGGAGACCGUCACAACGACAACAUCAUGAUCAGGGAGACAGGACAGCUAUUUCAUAUCGACUUUGGCCACUUCCUGGGAAACUUCAAAAGGAAGCUUGGCAUUAACCGCGAGCGCGUGCCGUUCAUCCUGACCUACGACUUCGUCCACGUCAUCCAGCAGGGAAGGACCAACAACAGCGAGAAGUUUGAGAGGUUCAGGGACUACUGCGAGCGCGCCUACAAGAUCCUGUGUCGGAACGGGACUCUGUUCGUCAACCUCUUCGCCAUGAUGAAGGCAGCGGGACUGCCAGAGCUCUCCUCGUUCAAGGACAUACAGUACCUUAAGGACUCUUUGGCGUUGGGGAAGACGGAGGAGGAGGCUCUGAAAAGCUUUAAGGUGAAGUUCAACGAGGCUCUGAGGGAGAGCUGGAAGACCAAGGUCAACUGGAUGAUGCACUCCCUGGCCAAAGACAAGAGGCCGUGAGCCCCCAGGCCGGAGGGGAGGAGACCCCCGUAGCCACCUGCCCCCCUGGGGUGUAUUCUAUGGGACCAAAUAUGGGGAAAAUGCACUGAAAAGAUUCAACUUCACGGAUGCCAUUUAGAGAACUUCAAUGAAUGUUUACGCCUGAGUUGCCAGGUUCCCUUAAAGCUAAGCUGAACUAGCUUCUGCCAUCUCGAGGGAUAACGAUAUAUAUUAACGAGACGGACGAACGGGAUGACGUCAAUAAGGUCUCGGAGGACGGGUAUUCAUUAGCGCCUUCUAUUCUUUCGUCUAACAGAAGGCCGAUUUUCCUCGGCCGUUUGAGCUGGUUCAAUGCAUUGCUUACGCGUUACUUAUGGACGAAAACUUGUAUGUACAAAAGCCCAGCAAACUGACUCUAAUGCAUCCCUCGACGGAGAAGACUGCAAGAGUAUUCUAUGGUUUUGGAAGACCCCAUUCCCCUUAAGGUUUACAUCAUGUUCUGCCAUUUCAAGUGCAUUUCCCCUCAACAUAUCAAGUUAGAUUAUGAUUUAUAUAAGAUAUCAUCAGGGUUUUCUGAGGAACUUGUGUAGGUUUUAUUAUUUUUCAUGCUUCGAUACAUGUUUUUUCACUUUUGCCUUCAAAACUUUGAAAAUUGCCUCACAGUAUGACCUUUAGAGAAGUAAUAAUAAUAAUAAUAAUAUUAAGAAGAACUGAAUAUUAAACUAAAGUAUUUCCUAAUGAUUAAGCCAUCGUAUCGAAAGCAAUCAUACCCAUCCUCUAAAUUGUGGAUGUAUUUUGUGAAUUAAAAUCAGAUGAUUCUCACGACCCGGACCCACACAGCAACCUGGUGCCAGUCGAACCAAGAGCCCCUCUCAGACUGGAGCUGGGACAUGAUAAUAUAGUGUGUGUGUGUGUGUGUGUGUGUGUGUGUGUGUGUGUGUGUGUGUGUGUGUGUGUGUGUGUGUGUGUGUGUGUGUGUGUGUGUGUGUGUGUGUGUGUGUGUGUGUGUGUGUGUGCACGCACGCGAGAGAGAUGUUACCAAUUCAUUUAUUUCAAUGCGUAGAAUGUCAGCUGCCUCUGUGCUUUUGCCUAGUUUAUGUUAAUGCAAUGACUGCUCUGUUGUCUAAGCCCUCUUAUGCACCCAAUGUGCUUUCAGAAAGUAUUUAAAGAAAUAUAUGUUUUUAUUAAAUAGAGGGGGGGGGGGGGGGAUGUGUGUCUAAGAUAUGGUGGUGGUAAGCUACCACUGCCACCACUGCCAAUUCAAUGUUUAGUGCUGCUGAGUGCAAUAUCCCUUGAUAAACAUCUGGUUAAACUAUUCAUCCAGAGAAACUGCAUUAUUUAUAUAUUAUUAUACACGUGUAUGUUACAAUGUCCCCAGUAUUAUGAGGUAAAAAUAACCAUAUCAUUAUCUAUUCAACAUCGGUAAUGUUGACACCUAGUAUCGUU
This is a messenger RNA of Gadus chalcogrammus (walleye pollock), 4207 nucleotides long. It is a transcript of the gene pik3cd, whose product is annotated as phosphatidylinositol-4,5-bisphosphate 3-kinase, catalytic subunit delta. Lineage: Eukaryota; Metazoa; Chordata; Actinopteri; Gadiformes; Gadidae. Gene Ontology annotation, biological process: cell migration; phosphatidylinositol-3-phosphate biosynthetic process; phosphatidylinositol 3-kinase/protein kinase B signal transduction. Gene Ontology annotation, molecular function: 1-phosphatidylinositol-4-phosphate 3-kinase activity; 1-phosphatidylinositol-3-kinase activity. Gene Ontology annotation, cellular component: cytoplasm; plasma membrane; phosphatidylinositol 3-kinase complex. The transcript has 18 exons. Bases 404 to 2782 code for a protein of 792 amino acids. The record is from RefSeq and is a predicted model, not a curated record.